AUGUCGGUGUUUAAUGCACAACAUUAUAUAUCCGUGUUUCUCAUUUUCAAUGUUAUUAAACAUGGAGUAACUCAACGUAACUGCAGCUCUUCGUCCGUUGACUGCGGUAGUAAACGUUGUUGUAGAGUGAGUAACAUGCCUUUGAUCAAAGUCUGUAGCAAUGACUGUCUUGGCAAAGCAUGUGUGAAUGUUCAUCAUUGUGGUGGUGAUUACAGCAUGUGCUGUAAGAAUAACGUUUGUACAAACGAUAUAAAUAUGUGUGGUUGUACAUCUGUUGAUGAUCCUAUAUGCAGGCGUGACGACAAAUAUUGCUGUCAAGCACGCAUCAAGCAUCGAAUAAGAACGUGCAAAAAGUACUGUGAACAUCAUCCAUGUAGUAAGGACUACGACUGUGCUGAAGGCGAAUGUUGUAACAGUAAAAAUGUGUGUUCGCCUGAUUGUAGCUACCUACGAGAAUGUAGGACUGACUCGGAUUGCACGCAUAUUUUAAAAUGUUGUGACUUCAAACCAAGCUACAAAACAGAGUCUAUGAAAGCAUGUAUGUAUACAUGUAGCAAGCGUUGUGUGACAAAUGACGACUGCACAGAUCAAUGCUGCGGAAGUGAUAAACUAUGUACGGAUUGUAAUAAUUCAGCGUAUUCUUGGACGACGUUUAUUAUCAUCGCUUGUGCUAUAUUUACCAUUAUCUGUGCCGCUCUUGUGUUGACCUGCUGCUGCAGUAGACGAAGAGGACGGUGUGUGUUCUUUAAACCCAGGGUUGACGAAGAGACAUUCGAGUUACGCAAUGAAUCAGAAACUGAAGAAAUUAUAGACAAUGUUUCUCGUGUACAAAAUAAUCCCUCAGAUCAAAAUCUCCCCCCACCUCCGUAUUCAAUUGAGGAUCAAGCUUUCCCAGCAUCACAGAAUCAAGAAUUUCCACCAAUAUACAGGCCACAAGAAACUUGA
This is a messenger RNA of Paramuricea clavata, 945 nucleotides long. Lineage: Eukaryota; Metazoa; Cnidaria; Anthozoa; Malacalcyonacea; Plexauridae. The record is from the annotation of a GenBank genome assembly.